Messenger RNA from Lemur catta (Ring-tailed lemur), 4429 nucleotides. RefSeq names its product repulsive guidance molecule BMP co-receptor b (gene RGMB). Gene Ontology annotation, cellular component: plasma membrane. Bases 426 to 1754 code for a protein of 442 amino acids. Lineage: Eukaryota; Metazoa; Chordata; Mammalia; Primates; Lemuridae. Gene Ontology annotation, molecular function: coreceptor activity. Gene Ontology annotation, biological process: BMP signaling pathway. The record is from RefSeq and is a predicted model, not a curated record. The transcript is spliced from 3 exons.
CCGCGGGGGCCGCAGAGCAGAUCCCGCGGCCGCCUGCCGCAGCUCCUUAGGACUGGGCGCGCCGCCUGUGGGUCCACGCCCGCCGAGCCCACGCUGGCCGGGGCCGGGGCGCCCGCGCACUCCGGGCUGGUCUCAGCACUCGUUCACGGUCUUUGUGUCUUUCUCUCCCGCCCCUCUCUCCCCGCCUGCCUCCUCCGGCCGCCGCGAUGCCGCCGCGCCCUGUUGCCGCCGCCGCCGACUCGCUCCGCCCGCGGCGCGCUGCUCGCUGCGGCGGUGGCGGCGGCCGGUCUCCGUCGCGGGCCUGAAGGAGAAAGAAGAAGAAGCGAGGCGCGUCCCCCGGCCCAUGCCGCAGCCACGGGCCUCGACCCGCCACGGUGCCAGCGCCGCCGCCCUCGCCGGAGCCCACGAGACCUGUAUGGACGGGCAUGGGCUUGAGAGCAGCACCUUCCUACGCCGCCGCCGCCGCCGCUGCCGCCGCCGCCGGGGCUGAGCAGCGCCGCCGCCCCCCACGGCUGUCCCCGCCGCCGCUGGAGCUGCUGCUGCUGCUGCUCAGCCUCGGGCUGCUCCACUCAGGUGACUGCCAACAGCCGGCCCAAUGUCGAAUCCAGAAAUGCACCACAGACUUUGUGUCCCUGACUUCGCACCUGAACUCUGCCAGUGACGGCUUUGACUCUGAGUUUUGCAAGGCCCUGCGUGCCUAUGCUGGCUGCACCCAGCGAACUUCAAAAGCCUGCCGUGGUAACCUGGUAUACCAUUCUGCUGUGUUGGGUAUCAGUGACCUCAUGAGCCAGAGGAAUUGUUCCAAGGAUGGACCCACAUCCUCUACAAACCCUGAAGUGACCCAUGAUCCUUGUAACUAUCACAGUCACGCAGGAGCCAGAGAACACAGGGGAGGGGACCAGAACCCUCCUAAUUACCUUUUCUGUGGCUUGUUUGGAGAUCCUCACCUUAGAACUUUCAAGGAUCACUUCCAAACGUGUAAAGUGGAAGGGGCCUGGCCACUCAUAGAUAAUAAUUAUCUUUCGGUUCAAGUGACAAAUGUACCCGUGGUCCCUGGAUCCAGUGCUACUGCUACAAAUAAGAUCACUAUCAUCUUCAAAGCCCACCAUGAAUGUACAGAUCAGAAAGUCUACCAAGCUGUGACAGACGACCUGCCCGCUGCCUUUGUGGAUGGCACCACCAGCGGCGGGGACGGCGAUGCCAAGAGUCUGCGGAUCGUGGAGAGGGAGAGUGGCCGCUACGUGGAGAUGCACGCCCGCUACAUAGGGACCACCGUGUUCGUGCGGCAGCUGGGUCGCUACCUGACCCUGGCCAUCCGCAUGCCCGAGGACCUGGCCAUGUCCUACGAGGAAAGCCAGGACCUGCAGUUGUGUGUGAACGGCUGCCCCCUGAGUGAACGCAUCGAUGAUGGGCAGGGCCAGGUGUCCGCCAUCCUGGGGCACAGCCUGCCUCACACCUCCUUGGCGCAGGCCUGGCCCGGCUACACACUGGAGACUGCCAGCACUCAAUGCCACGAGAAGAUGCCAGUGAAGGACAUCUAUUUCCAGUCCUGUGUCUUCGACCUGCUCACCACCGGCGAUGCCAACUUUACCGCUGCAGCCCACAGUGCCUUGGAGGAUGUGGAGGCGCUGCACCCGAGGAGGGAGCGCUGGCACAUUUUCCCCAGCAGCGGCAGCAGCGGGACCCCCUGUGGAGGCAGCACUGUGUCUAUCGGUCUCGGACUCACAUGCUUGAUCCUUAUUGUGUUUUUGUAGGGGUUGUCUUUGUGUUUUUUUUUAUUUUUUUGUCUAUAACAAAAUUUUAAAAUAUAUAUUGUCAUAAUAUAUUGAGUAAAAGAGUAUAUAUGUAUAUACCAUGUAUAUGACAGGAUGUUUGUCCUGGGACACCCACCAGAUUGUACAUAUUGUGUUUGGCUGUUUUCACAUAUGUUGGAUGUAGUGUUCUUUGAUUGUAUCAAUUUUUGUUUUGCAGUUUUGUGAAAUGUUUUAUAAUGUCCCUGCGUGGGGACUUGUUAGAAAGCACUUUAUUUUUUAUAUAUUAAAUAUUUAUGUGUGUACCUGGUUAAUAUGUAUAGUACAGAUACACAGACACCAUACACAGCAGCGUUCCCUUUGAAGGUGACCAGUUGUUCGAGGCUAUUCUUGGCUGUUCCCUCCUGCCCUUUCCCAUUGCUACUGAUGUGAAUUGGUGUGCAGAUGUCACUCGCCACCCCUGGUGGAGCUGCCUCUUCCUUUGAACUGUGUCAUCACCCUUCUGCCCUCACUUGGUUUGAAAGGACAGUUAACUCCCAGCUUUACAGGUGCUUUUGACUCUGUUAAACACUGACCUUGAGAAGCCCUCUUCCUCUCUAACAGCUGUUACUUUUUCAAAAGGGGAGGUAUUACUACAAUUCUUGUUAACACUCAAUUCUAAUUAUAUAUUUGAACACAUACAGUGUAUUAGGUUGAACCCUACGAAAUUGCUGUUUUAUAGGGUCUAGUGAUAGUGGUUUAGCAUCUUGCUAGACCCCAGUAGCUCCCAGACUUUUUCUCAUCUCGUGAGCCUUUUUACAUUGUAGUUUUUUCCUCUUUUAACCUGUGUAAGCAAAACAUGAAACUACAAAUUUAGUAAUUAUCAUGCCUUGCUCUUUUUUUCUCUGUGUGACUUGUGCAAACCCGUGUUCUUAACCCUUCCUUCCUUAGCUGCUUGGGCCCAGAAACACGGCACUCCCUGUCUCCACCCCCAGUAAUCCCUCCUCAACCUCACCUUAUGAAUCCAAGGCUUGGGGGUAACAGAUUCUUUUUCUAAUGUAGAAACCCAGAUCCCAUCACAAAGUUUCCCAUUCUUCUUGUCCUCCACACCGUGGUCUUCGUCAUAGUCUUUGACGUGUGUGUAUGCAUAAUGGAACAGAGUAGGGUGAUGAUGACGGAACAGCUUCCUUGGCCUGACUCAGUGUGUGGUCAACUCUGGGUGCUGGUUAAUCUGGACAUUCUCAAUGACUAAGGCAUUGUGCUCCCCAGAUAGACCAGGUACUCUCUAUCUUAACACCUGUAGUUGAAUAUUAUUUAGUCAGUUGCUCAUGUAACUUGGUGAAAUCUCUAUAAAGUAAAAUAAUAAUCUUACCUCUUCCAUUCCAUUGUGGAUACCUCCUUGUAAAGGAAGAGGAGAACAAAAGGCAGAAACAGUAACUGAAAAAGUUAACUCCAAGAUAGGUAGGUUUAUAUCGUUACAUCUCAAUGUAAAUGUUUGGUUCCAGGAAGAAGUGCUACAUGUAUGUAAUUCAAGUUUACAUAAAUGCAAACAAAUGAUAUGAAUUUUAAAUACUGCAGUGAUUUAGGCCAACCUUAUGCUGAGUUUUAGUUGGCCAGGUCAUGUCUUUUGCCGUGUCCUGUUGAUCAGUGGUACUGCCAGAGGCCCAGACUGGCAGAAAAAGGAUGUCGGUUUCUGAAGUUCCGUUCUUAGCUGAAGUGCCAUCCAGUCACAGGAUGGAUUUGUGAGUUCAUCUAGAGGGCAAACCUCUCUACCUUCUGGUGUGUGAGAGAAUAAUCUUGAGCAGUCGGGGAAAAUAAUGAAGGCACAUUCUGCUUCUUACUCUUAAAACCUAUCAUUCUUUUAUAGAAGCUGGACAAGGGACUUACCAAUCAGCAGCUCUAAACUGUGGCUGCUUUUCUUCGCUAUGGAGAUGUGUACCAAAUUGAGUAGGAUGAGGGAAGAAAAAUAUUGAGGAUACUUUUAACCACUAUUUUUGUGCAAAUAGUAUAAAAGUGAAGUAAAAGCAAUAGUACAAAUUUCUGUAGUAUCUGGGUUUAGAGUAUGUAUGAUUAAUAUACUUUUGUUCUUUUCAGGGAAAAUAAAAAUCACCUCUACUAAUAGUUGGGAAAAUAAAAUUGUUAUUUUUAUGGCGAAAAGUUACUUUGCCAUAGCAUUUAGUUGAAAGGGAUGCUUAUCCUGCAUCACUGUUAGUUGCAGUGUAUUUUUAGCUGUUCUCCCUUUAAUCAGUUUCCUUGUAAAACAGUCCCCACAGAUAACUUGCAGAAAUACAAGUAUUUCUCUAGAUAAGGGCCAGGUUUAUUUUAUUCUGUUCUUUUCUAGGAUUUCAAGAGAAAAUGCUGCUUGCACAUGUUGGUUCUUGAAAUCCUUUGCCAGAAGAGUUUCGGGUCAUACCAACACGUGGAUAGGCUGUAGCUGUUCAAAGGUCUCCUGGGGGAGCUUAAAACUUGGGGGAAAACACUGGUUUUCACAGAUGCUCCACAUGGCUGUCUUUAAAAAACUCAAAACUUUUUUUGUCCUCUUUGUUAUGCUUGGAAACCCCACAGUGUGUUAAGUUUUUGCAAAGAACUCUUUAGAUGUGGUUCAUAGGUAUAUGAAUACGUAUCUGUGUAAAACAGUGAGUGUGCAGUGUGUAAAUACUUUAAAUUAUUAUGCUAGAAAAAUAAAGUUACAUACCAUG